Molecule: messenger RNA, 6192 nt
Organism: Lytechinus pictus (painted urchin)
Lineage: Eukaryota; Metazoa; Echinodermata; Echinoidea; Temnopleuroida; Toxopneustidae
Product: required for excision 1-B domain-containing protein-like
Exons: 5
Coding region: 237-662 (141 amino acids)
Source: RefSeq, a predicted model, not a curated record
GCACUCGCGCCGUCUGGCCUUGAUGCUUGGCACCCGCUUGUGCUUAAUCUGUCAGUAAGGCGAAAGUAAACCUAUUAUCUAGUUUCCAUUUGGUCUCAUUGUAGCCUAGGCCUAUACCGGUACUCAUUUUUUUAUUCUAUGUAGUAUUUUGUCUUUAGUUUCUACCUGGCUGAUGCUCAGUAUAAAUCAUUGCCUACUAUUUUUAUUCAUUACAGAAAGUGGAAGGACCAAAGACCAUGAUACAUGAGUUCUAUUCGCUGCAGGAGGAGCGAGUCAGGGUCUACCAUCUAUUAGAUGAAGGGCAUACAGCAUACCUAGGGACAUCCUCGGACUAUGACUUUGUAGCGUAUCGUCAGAUUGUACACGACAGGACCGAAGAUUUCAAGCGUAUCUCACAGAGGAUCAUCGGCAUAGAGACGGCGUUUCGGGAGCAGUACCAGAACGUUGCCAUCGCAGAUUGCUUGAAGAAGGUACAGGAAGCCGAGCAGGACAAACUUGAAAAGACUGCAGCCCUUCAACUGACUAAACAGAGAUUGCAGGAUGCACCGGGAAAUGAGGAACACAAGAGGGAGCUUUCUGAUCUUAAACACAGAUUGGCGGGAGUGAUGGAGAGGAUAACAGAUGCAAUGGAAGAUCUGAAAUAUGAAACCGAUGGGUUAUGACAUCAUCUCUUAUAUGAUUAAUGAACAAAGUCUUUAUGAGGAAUAGUAUCUCCUGGACGAAGAAUCAAGUGUUGCCUUGAUGACAAAGUACUCCAUGUAGGUUGUCUUGUGGAUGAUCAGCUGGAUUAAUUCCUUUAAAAAUGGAAUCAAAGCGUAAAGAUUCUCAUAUGAAUGGCCUGCGACAGGGUUUUCUGCUUUCCCCUCCCCUAUUCAAGGACUGAGGUCAUGGAUGAUCAGCAAAAGACCAGGAACAUGUGACCUUCACUUUGGCUUUAAAUGCUCUAUCAAAAAUUAAACUGGGUUGAAUUUGUGAUGUUGGUUGAUAUUCUUGAAGACAAUGGGCCCACUUCAUAAAAAUUGUUAAUAAAAAAUUUGCAAUAACUGUUAAAAGCCACUGAAAUCUUUCAAUCUGAUUGGCUGACAGUAAAUAUGUUACAGAUUGUGCAUUUGUUAUUAUAACAAAUCUUUAUGAAAUGGGACCCAUGCCUUUGCUGGCAGUGGAUUGAUAGGUAAAUCUAACUUCUAUUUAGUCUGCAGGCAUAGACCUUUGGUGCUUCACAUAGUGCUAAAUGGGGAGUCUGAAGUCGAAGACUAUCCACUCAUGUCCUGUGUCUACUUCUACAUUAAUUUUGGAGUAUAGUCUCCAUCAUGGACAUGGUAUAAUAUGUUAAAUUGUCAACUUUGAGUCUGUUCAUGCAGACUAGAUUCCAAUCAUGGACCAAAUAUUACAUGUACCGGUAUACCUGCAGUACACACUCUUUCACCAUCUUGUUAAAUAAAACCUAUUCAUGUCAAAUAAAGCUCAAUUCAAAAUUCAUUUAAAAUGACCUUCAAACUAUUUAAAAGUUUCAUAUUUUAGCUUGUCAUUAGCAAGACAAAUAAAAAUAUAAAGAUGAUGUAUAUAUUUUCCUUGACGAAAUGAGGAUAAGUGUCAAAGGUACAAGUGUCAUUGAAAAAUGUCAAUUUUUUUUGGGUAAAAUUCAUCUGUCACUUUCUCAAGUCUGGUCUAAUGGAGUGUUGCAAGAAAUUUGCAAUCAAUUGCAAGUCAAUUUUGGUUCACAAAAUCAACCAUGAUAAUUCUUGCAAACAACAGGAAAUUUGCACUGUAUUACGGGGGGGGGGGGGGGGGGGUUCACAAAGAGUCAAGUAUGACUUAUGGCCCUGUCACAUCGUUCCGUGUAAGCCUUGUGGGCGACUUUUUUUGCUACAGCAGGUCGCCCACAAGUCGCCUGCAUUGACAGUAUCUCACACGUACAUUACACGCAGUUGCCCGCAGGAGCGCACACAAGUCUGAUUUGCUCGCAGAAAAGUUUUGAACAUGCUCAAAACUUUGUUGCGGAACGAUGUGAAAGGGCCUUUAGAGUCAUACUUAAAUGCUGACGUGCACAUGAUAUGUAACACACGAUCUUAUUGAUUAAUGCGCAGAAGUUGCAUGUCCUCUUAAAAGAUAUGACCAAUGCGGCGAUACCUUUUAAAACGCAUACAACGGGAAAUUUGAAGUUCAACUCUUUGUCACACUUAAAUCUUUAGAAUUUUUAUUGUAAUUUAUACAAAUAACACAAGAUUAAAGAUGGAAAUUAACACAAGUGCAAUUCAUCUUUGCAAGGACUUGUCUUUUUUCAUAAUUAGUGGUCGGAAGUGUAGUUUUUCAGGAGUGGUGGUCAGAAAUGUUCUGUGCCGGUUGGGCCGACCACUAGCUCUAUCACUGAUCUUGAUGACCCGUCUGAAACGCCCCUUAUACAACCUAUAUCAUAUCAAAGCUUUUUAAGUGUAUAACAGGGCCAAUGUCAUGUCCUUACUUUCCUUUUUAUAGUUUAGUUUCAUACAUGUGUGUAUAUGUCUCUUUUUUAAAACAAAAAAAUAAGGUCCAGCCAUGAUUAUCUAGCCUUAAAUCAGUUGUCCAAUUAUUAUCAUUCUUGGAGGACAAUUUAAUCAGAUUAUUUUGAGCCUAGAUUACCCCUUUAACUCUUUUAUUCCUCUUCCAAUUUCACUCAAACUUUCACAUUCUGAUUCUCUCAUUUUUAUCCUUCUAUAAAGUUAUGAUUCCCCUAUUAAUGUGAUAUUGCCCAUAUUCAAACGUUUUCUUGAUUCUUGACCAUAAUAAGUAUGCAUGACACAGAAAAGGAAAAAUUGCAAUUGUCUUUACAAUGUACAGUGUACAACAGUUUUGUACUUUUUAUUGUACUGUUUACUCACCAAAAUUAACUGCAUGCUACAUGUACAUGUAUGUUUAUAGAAAAUGUUUAUUAUACAAUUUGAAGAAUUAAUCAUGAAUCUUAGAUCCACAAGCACUUAUUUUUUUUACAUUUUUUUGUGGUGGUUGUAAUACCAGAAAAUUUUAUCCUAAGUCUCAGUCAUUUAGUAUAAAAAAAAUAUCCCUAUUAGGAAGUAUAGAAACAUAAACACCUCCAGACUUAUGAAAGAAAACAUGUGCAGAUAGGUUGUUUCACUUGAUUUCAAGAAUUCCCUUCAAAGGUUCCCAGAUCUGCAGGUACCAAAACACUUGUAAUAAAUUAUCAUUUCAAUAUUUAAUGAUACAAUUUCCAUAAUCUACAGUGGUGCUCGAAAGUGAACCCCACCCAAAAAUGCACUCCUUCAUGCGGAGUGUUAAACAUAGACAACAAUGCUACUAUGUCCGGCGAGCCCAGAGAAACAAACUAUAUUGAAUAAAUAUUUUAUCACCUGACUUCACAAUUACAUAUCUAAAAGAUGGCAGAAUUUGAACACUAUUAAAUAUGUUCAUUUUCUGGAGGGGUUCACUGUAAAGCAUAUUACUCGAGUGACAAAGACUGGUCUCAAAUUGUAGGGAAAAUCUUCUUCAUAUAAAAAAGGUUAGUCUAAUCCUGUUUCUCAUGACAAAAAAUGAUGCCACUUUGUGAUGUCAGAGAAGGGCAGUCAAGGUUUUUCUUUUCACUCUCCUGAACUUCUCUUUUGAGACAAGUUCCGAGGAAAUUAUUUAGAAUUUUGAAGGAAAAUUUAUAGCUCAACAGGCAAUAAAUAUCAAAUAAAAAAAAAAGAAAGUUCUAUUUACAUUAGAUUAAUGAUGUUUACAAAGCACCCAAAAGAAAUGGAUAUCAAAGUGGGAACAAAAAUCAGAAUCGAAAUAAAUCUGUCAGUUAAAGCCGUUUUGGACAAUUACAUGUAAUAAAAGUAUAACAAGCGAUAACUAAUAAACUAAGGUAUUCUGAAAUACAAAAUAUAGUUAAAAUAGAGGAGCCUUUCUAUUUGAUUCUACAAAAUAUUAAAUACAAGAAUAUUACAUUUAGAUUUCAUAAAACAAAUUGCCCUUCCCUAUCUUGCUGCUUUUUAACAUUUCAAUAACAUAAGAAAAAAAAUAUGAAUGAAAAGCAAAGUGCCUGUAUAAACCUAAUUCCAUGAAGGUCUAACACUGGAUUUUAUUCAAAUUUAAUUAAAAAAAUGGGGGGGGGAGAGGUGAUUAAUUAAAUCUUGAAUUCUUACGAAAUUCAAGACAAAAUGUUGAAUUGUAAUCAAUACAGACAUUAAAUUUGAACCAAAAUUUUUGUAAUAUCAGAGACAUUUGACAUGCUCUUUCUCGAGAGAUAUUUCAUACCAAUUCUAUGAACAGGCACUCUCUAACUUAUCACACAAAUUUAAACAUUUAUACUUUCAUAUUAUCGCAAAAGGAUGACUAUCUGGGUCCCGUUUCAUAAAGAAUUGUUAUAAUAACAAAUGCACAAUUUAUACAACCAAAUUUACAAUCAGCCAAUCAGAUUGGUGGAUUUCAGUAGCUUUUAACUUUUAUUGCAAAUUUGUUAUUGUAAAAAGUUUUCUGAAACAGGACCUGAGGAGGGCUCCCUCAUGGUAAGACUGAAAGCUUUGAUCUCUGUUUCGUUGAUUUCACUAGACUAAGCCUUGCUUCACUACAGAGACUGACAGAGUUACUGCAGUCUGUACAGGGGACCAAUGCCCCAGAUUAAUUUUUGCUCUUCACGCAACAUUUUUCAUAAAAAAUAUAGGUCUAUGAAUGAAUGAAGUCUUGAAAAUAAUCAGGAACUAGAAAUCAACAUCAACUUGAUGAAAAUUCAUAUCAAAGAAUCAAUAUCUUAAAAUCGAAUCAGAACCCUGGUUUUUAGGGGAAUAAUACAUGAAGCCUAUGGGGUAUCAGUCCCUCAGACUAAGUGCAAAAUUGCGAGCUGACUAUGUAGGAAAACAAAGUAUAAAGAUGUUUAAAAACUCCAGACAGAUUUCAGCGGUCUACCUCAUGGGCAACUCUCUCCGGAGGUCGGUUUUCCUGGAUGAAAACUCCACGACCGACCGACCCCAAAACAAAACACACAAUAGAGGAAAGUCAUUUUACAAACAACAUUCAAGAAUAUAAACCCUAAAAACUACCAUGACACUGUAUUGGAAUUUUUCUGCAACUUAUUUGUAACAUAAGAGUCAAUUUUGAACACCUACCAGAUAUUGCAAAUUAUAUUCCAUAUAAAAAAUGAUGAAACCAAUGUUGUGAAGACAUGACCUGAAAGCUAUAAAUUACACAUUGUUGUAUCAUAUUGUACGUCUAAGUUAAGCUCAGAAUUAUCAUUAGACAUGUACUUCAGAGUGCCUCACAAAGUAUAUCAAGUUUGAUAACCGGAAAUCGUAACUGGUUUCAAGUGGUCAUGAUCGGUUCCGAUUUGCUACCCUAGAAAAUAUCAACUUGAUAAGGGUACCUAUCAGAAUCAGUUGCAACUAGUUGAAACCGGUUAAGACAUACAAUAAUCAAAUUUUAAACUCACUACUGCAUACAUCUUAGUCGAGUGGCUGGUUACUAACGAUUCCAUUCACUCAUUAUAUUCAACAGUUCAGGUAUGUGUUUUGGUUCGACAAACAGCAUGAAUUUUACUUUGCAACACUCGUGAUAUGCAAAGUGCCUUAUCACUACAAACUGCAUGAAACAAGUGAAUGAAAUCAGUUUUAACCCAAGGAAUUCACCAAGAUGUACAAGCAAAUAGCAUCAAGUUGAAGAAAUUAAUUGGUUGUCUCAUGAUAGAUCAAACGUUUGCCAGUAUUUUUUUAAACAUCUUUUUUCACUCUGUGAGAAAACCGAUUAAUUUCUUUAACUUCAUCCAUUGCCACGAUGAAAUUCUUCCACAUCAAGAAAAUAGCAAUUAAUUUUUUUUGUGUGUGUUAAUAUACAGAAAUUUGUUGAUACCCCAUGACCUCUCUGGGAGAAAUCAUGAGCUUGAAAGAUUAUAAAACAUGAAAUCUUAUUGUGAGGAUUCACAAAUGAACUUAUUCAUAUAAAAAAGUAAAAUAUACUGUGUAUACGAUAUAAAGAGUUCUACAAAGGUAUUCUCCAAGUAGGAUGAGGUACUUCUCCCCUCCGAACGUAAAGGGGUCAACAAGAAGAGCUUAGAAUAUAACUCCUCUUGGUAAGCGGGAUGAAAACAAAUGCCAGUUCUUUCGCUGACACAAGUCCAAGCUGGCCUAAGCUGAGGGCAGCAGCAGGAAAAGUCCGGUAAUAGAUCAAAAUUCUUGAGAAUGUCUCCACACUUGGCUUGUCUUGACACAAAGCAGGUCUCCAGAG